CGUGCAGAGGGAGGAUGAAAGGGAUGCUGUAGACUGGGCAUGUGAUUUGUGAGAUUGUGGGUGUGGCUCCAUCAUGGAGGUGAAAAAGGAUGAGGGUGGACCAUCUGGGGAUUCCUUUAAGCAAGGCUGUCACAGGACUGCCAUUGUGGCCAGCUUUGUACUUUUCCUCAUUAUUGGGGUCUUUGUGGGAUUGCUUACGACAUACCUUGUGCAGGAACAGCACAGCUUCAUGGAGACAGUGGAGCUGAAGGGUCUGAACUAUGAUCCAGCUCUGCAAAAUAUAAACUCUGGGUUCUCCAUAAUGCUGUCUACAGUCCUAAAGUCUAAGAUAAAAAAUAUAUUUUCAGCCUCAGCUAUUUCUCAUCAUUACACUGAUUGUAUUAUUUUGGCCUAUGGAAAUAUUAACGGAGGGGUCAUGGUGACUUUUCGACUGAUAUUUAAAAAUUCAAAGAUUCAGCAGUAUUCUGACAAUUAUGUCCUGGACUUGCUCAGAGUUGGGCUCAACUCAGUAAUGCAUGGCCAGCCACUAGAGGUGCCACAGUUUGGGCAGAUCAAAGCUAUCAUCUUACUAGGAGCCAGUGGAAAAUCAUUUUAUCCCAUUGGGAAUGACAUUAAUGCCAGGUGCCCCGAUAACACCUUCACUUGUGAUAAUGGCGAAUGUUUGACCAAACUGAAUCCAGAAUGUGAUUUUCUACCAGACUGUGCAGAUGAAUCUGAUGAAGCACGCUGUUCAUGUGGGACUCGUCCUGCCAUGGGGAGUCGUGUAGUGGGUGGAGAAGACGCCAGACACGGAGAGCUGCCAUGGCAGGUCAGUCUGAGGCUGCAUGGUCGACACACCUGUGGAGCCUCCAUCGUCAAUGAACGCUGGCUUGUCAGUGCAGCACAUUGCUUUGAGAGGGACAAAGAUCCCAAAGAGUGGACAGCACUUGUAGGGGCCCGUCUGGUGAGUGGUGAGGAGUCUGAGUCUAAAUUGGUCAACAUCAAGUCACUGAUAGUGUCUCCAGAUUACAACCCCAUGACCACGGACUUUGAUGUUACUGUUCUGGAGCUGGAAACUCCCCUUAUCUUCAGUCCUUACAUUCAGCCAGUCUGUCUGCCUUCUGCAUCUCAUGUGUUCUCCCCUGGACAGACCUGCAUGGUGUCAGGAUGGGGAGCACUUAACCAGUUUAGUCCUACGGUGCCCACCAAUCUGCAGAAGGCAGUGGUGAAGGUCAUUGACUCUGCAAUGUGUAAUAAGACAUCAGUGUACAGAGGAGCAGUCUCUCAUAACAUGAUGUGUGCUGGCUUCCUGCAAGGCAAAGUGGACUCCUGUCAGGGUGAUUCUGGAGGGCCUUUAGUGUGUGAAGGAGCCCCAGGCAGAUUCUUCCUGGCUGGAGUGGUCAGCUGGGGCAUAGGCUGUGCACAAAUCAACCGACCUGGAGUAUAUUCACGGGUAACCAAGCUUCGAAACUGGAUUUUGAGCUACACCGAAUCAGAGGUGCCCCAUGAAAAGCCAAUGUUGGACACCAGUUUGCAAGCCACUGUUUCCGAAGAGACUUUCUACAAUGCACCUGAUCCUUGGACAAUAGCUUUGGAUAUGCUGUCUGAUACAUCACUUUUUGUUUCAAAUUGUACUGCGAAUUUCCAGUGUAGUGCCACUAUGUGCAUAAACAAGGUAAACCCAGAAUGUGAUGGGGUUGUUGACUGUCCUAACCAGGCAGAUGAACAUAACUGUGAUUGCGGUAUGCGUCCAGCAUUAGGUUCUCAAAGGAUUGUGGGUGGAGUAACAGCCCGAAGAGGUGAGUGGCCCUGGAUUGGCAGCCUCCAGUACCAAAGGCUUCACAGAUGUGGUGCUACUCUUAUUCACAGCAAGUGGCUGUUGACAGCAGCACACUGUUUCAAAAGUGACUCAAAUCCCAAUAAUUGGGCAGUUAUCCUAGGAUCUGUGCUGCGCUCUGGGGUAGGAGCCCUUGUCAUUCCCAUUCAGAGGGUCCUUAUUCAUCCACACUUCAACAACACCAACAUGAACUAUGAUGUGGCUCUUUUGGAGCUGUCUAUGUCUGCACCAAUGUCCUACACUAUACAGUCCAUAUGCCUGCCCUCUGCAGUGCACCGCUUCAUGACAAAAGCUGAGUGCUACAUCACUGGAUGGGGGUCAAUGAGGGAGGGAGGCUCCCUAACUAACCUACUGCAGAAGGCUACUGUGAACAUCAUUGACCAGGCAGAGUGCCAACUCUCUUAUGGAAAUGUGCUCUCUCCAAACAUGAUGUGUGCUGGGUACAUGGAGGGGGGCCGGGACACUUGCUUGGGAGACUCAGGAGGACCACUUGCAUGUCGUGAGCCUUCAGGCCAGUGGUUUAUUGCUGGAGUAACUAGUUGGGGCCAUGGCUGUGGAAGAAUAGGUUAUCCUGGUGUAUACACACGAGUGACUUCAAUUAGGAAGUGGAUCUCUACAAAUGUGCAUUUGUGAUGAACAAGGAGCCUCUUAAGGACACAUCUUUGAGGUCUAUAUGAACCAAAGUUUUUUUUUAAUGUGACGUAAGGUCAUGGGUGCUCUACAAACUUUUCUGUGCAAUUAUGCCACCUGGGACAAUCUAAAGUGCACUGAAAAACUAAGACACAGGACUUUCUUUGUACAUGUGUAUUUAUUUCAAUUAUUUAUUUACCAGACUCUUAUCAUCUUCACGUUUUGUACAGGCAGUGGAUUAUUAUUACAAAGAGUUAAAAAAAAAAAUCACUUUUACUCCCAUGUCAAUAUUUUAGAGGUUUAGGUUCCACUCCUGUGGAAACAAUGCAAGUACAGAGCCGUUGGCCCACAAUUACACAUAAUAUAAAGGCCCAUUCAUAUCUUAUCAAUAACAUACAAUAUUCAAGGAAGACUCCAUGGAUACAAGCCCACCAAUGUGAUGGCAGGACACAAAACUGUAUUGUUCUCCAAGUAUGCUUUUGAGAGGGACAGGAACUGGUUUGGGGGUUGUAGGUCUCACUUUUCAGAUGUCUUUUCUGAUGUCUCAGUAGAAGCAUGCCUGACAAAUUUCACUACACUCCUUUAAGCUCCAAAAAUUUU
Molecule: messenger RNA, 3046 nt
Organism: Boleophthalmus pectinirostris (great blue-spotted mudskipper)
Lineage: Eukaryota; Metazoa; Chordata; Actinopteri; Gobiiformes; Gobiidae
Product: transmembrane protease serine 9-like
Exons: 16
Coding region: 74-2449 (791 amino acids)
Biological process (GO): proteolysis
Molecular function (GO): serine-type endopeptidase activity; protein binding
Source: RefSeq, a predicted model, not a curated record